This is a messenger RNA of Menidia menidia (Atlantic silverside), 2573 nucleotides long. The record is from the annotation of a GenBank genome assembly. Lineage: Eukaryota; Metazoa; Chordata; Actinopteri; Atheriniformes; Atherinopsidae.
AUGAACCUCAGUCUUCCUGAUCAGAGUAUGCACAGCUCAAGCGAAAGCUGCCAAGAGGAUGACAAACCUGAUGUCAUGCUGCCCUGCUUCCGUAGAAACAUGUACGAUGAGCCUCUGGCUUCUUACUCAAACGGAUCCAUCAUCUCUCAGCUCCUCCGCAAGACCAUUCAUAACAAAAGGGCCCUGGAAGAAAGCCACUUUUUCCUCUCCAGCUCCACCGCCGCUGACUCCGGCCAGGAGGACGAGAGCAGUGUCUCCUCGAAAGACAGCACGGUGGAGGCGUCAUCCCCCAGCGGCCACGUUUCCACAGGAGCCAGCCCAGAGGGGGAGCUCCCAGCGACCGACCAUCUGCAAGCCAAGAGGGCUAGAGUGGAGAACAUUAUCAGGGUCAUGGCUGGAUCUCCGAACGGCAGGCAGCAUGGAGACACUGAGAGGUCUGACCCAGGCACGAGAGACACCCGGGAGGCCAGGGAAUCCUACAGAGAAAACAAACGUAAGCAGAGGUUGCCUCAACACCAGGAGCACAGUGCUGCUGGACAGGUGGGCAGAAAGUCGGGCAGCAGCAACGGUGACCGCUGCAACACCAAGGAAGAAGAAUGCCACAAACUGAAAGAGCAGCUCCACAGCAUGCAAAGACUCCUGCGCCAGCUCCAGGAGAAGUUUCUGCAAGUCUACAACCAGGAGGAUCCGGAGUUUGAAAAGAGAGAUGCAGCAAAUGUUGAUCCUGAAAAUGACAUGCAGGGAGAAGGCACAGAGUCAUUCUACAUGAGCACUGAAGAUGAUUUUGAGAGGAAGACCAGCAGGGCGGCGGCAGACUGUAAGGACCGCAUGAAAGUAGUCGGUUACCUUGUUCACCAAAGCGAGAGUCAGAACCUACAGGAGACCCUGAAGCAGGAGCUCUCCAGGGCUGUUGAUGACUGCGUGGACAGGGUUUUUAAGAAGAUGUCCUCUCCAGGGAUGGGUUUGACCCCUCAGCAGCGUACGUGCUCAUCGCCAGAGGUGCAGAUCAGCAUUACAGCAGACAAGAAAAGCCAGCAGGUCACCUCUGCCCUCAGUCAGCCCCAAGCCGAGGAAGCCGCAGUGAAAUCCAGAUCAUUGGAGUACUAUGAAAGCUCUGAGGCCCAAAGCCCGCAAGACCAGACGGAGGCCCUGUCUUUGGUGGUCCGCAAGCCGACCGUGGUGACCCCCGUGAGCUCAGUCGCCCCGACUGUGAAGAGGCCCUACGCUGUGCACCAGACACCCUUCCAGUUGAAUUACAGCACCCCCCUGCACGAGAACCACAUUUUGGAGCACCUUCUGAAGUAUGGGCCGCAUUCCAGCUUUGGGGCUCUCCCCUGCAUGCCUCCGUCAAUGGACAGGACCUCCCCAGACUCCGUGGACCUGCCCUGGGACACUAUCGCCAUGAGGUCGAAAGUGACAUCCAGUCACCUGGGGCACCAUCCCCGUCCCUCUUCCCUGGGGGCGGUGGCCGUCGACAAUUUGUGUCUCCCUCAUGUCAAGAUCGAGUGUGGCGAGCUCCAGAGCAUGGCUGAACGGAACCCCUACAUUCAUCUGAAGAAGGCAAAGCUCAUGUUCUUCUACACCCGCUACCCCUCCUCCAACGUCCUGAAGACCUUCUUCCCUGAUGUCAAGUUCAAUCGCUGCAUCACAUCUCAGUUGAUCAAGUGGUUCAGUAACUUCAGGGAGUUCUACUACAUCCAAAUGGAGAAGUUUGCCCGCCAGUCCAUUCUUGAUGGAAUCAGCAAUGUCAAAGACAUUACGGUUAGCAGAGACUCGGAGCUCUUCCGGGCACUGAAUAUGCACUACAAUAAAGCCAAUGACUUUCACGUUCCUGACAGGUUCCUGGAAGUUGCUGAAAUCACUUUACAGGAAUUCUACAACGCCAUCUCAGCAGCCAAAGAUUCCGAUCCUUCUUGGAAAAAGGCCAUCUACAAGGUGAUCUGUAAGCUGGACAGCGAUGUUCCGGAGGAGUUUAAGACAUCCUCCUACUUAUAGGUUGGAGUGGGCGCAGGUGUUUUUUCAAAGCCGAAUUAAAGAGUGAUUUUUUAAAAAGUCAUUUGACAGUAUUAUUUCAUUAUUUCUUGUAGUACAUUUUAGCGAGGUGAGAGAUAGAUAGUGUAUAUGUAAAAAAAACACCCCACUUACAACAUUUUACAAGUUGCAACUGAAUCAUUUUUGUUCUGCUGUCAUAAAAAAAGUUGACCAUGAUAAUGAAUAAAUUGCUUGUGGAUUUAUUUCAGUGUUUACUUCUUUGUAUUUAGACUGUUAUUUAGUUUGUAUUUGUGUUUACAAAAUGUUUACAAGGAUUCAGUCAUCAAUCAUCAUAUGGUAGAAGUUUCUGUUUUGAAUUUCAUUUCAUAGCCGCGUUUGUGUUGUGUAAAUGUACCUGCACUGCUGUUUAAUGUUGCAUAAUGUACCGUACUUCUGCUGUAUAUAUCCGCUUAUCUAAACGCAUGCAUCGUAGUUCUCGUUAUCACGUGUGAGGAUAUGGCUCCUGUCUUGUAAAGUACAAUCCUUUCCAGAUAUUUUGCUCACAAACAUUGUGCGCGAUGAUUAUUCAAAUUAAAGAUGCA